CCGCAAUCCCACCCCACCGUCGGCUUCGCUCUCGAUUCUUUUAUCAUCUUUCCUCCUUCCCAUUAUACAGGUAUCCUGCCUGCUUCUGUAGUUCCGUGCUUAGGCCUCGGGUUCCUUGCCUCUACCUUUGGCUCUCCAUCGGUCGCUCCUGGUACCUUACACAACAUUUGUGGUUGAAAGCCUGAAACAUCUCGAGUGUUUUUUUUUUGCCCCAGUCAAUGGACUCAGAUGCUGAAGACACAAAAUCUCAAGUUGAAAAUACAGAGCAUCCACUGGGUUUGGAGCCACUAACAAAAAAGGCAAAGAAGAAGAAGAAGGAGCGCCCGCCGGUUCAGGCGAAGGUACAAGUCGUCAAUGAUCGCCCAGAAAGAAUCCCUCCUAUUGUCGGUUAUUUUCCUUCUGGGUUCGAUCCUCAGAAGAAUUUAGACGAUGAUUCCGAAUCUGGGAUGGGUUCUACGAAUAUUAAGAUCUAUCGAAACAAGAAAAUGCCCAAGAGGUUGCAGCUUGUGGUGAGCUCUAAUGGGUCGCCGGUGGAUUUUGUUGGCACGAGUUAUUCUGGCGAGGCUACCGCUGGACAGAAGUGCAUGUAUGCACUUGGAGUUUUUGAUAAAGAAACCCAUACCCUGAAGGUUGUGCCCAUUGCUGCCAACAAGAUAUUCAGAUUGGAUCCUAGAGUGAGGGGCUUAGAAUAUUCUGCUAAAGAACCUGAAAACUCAACUGUGGUAGAGCUGACAGCAGAGGAAAGGGCAGAGAAAGCUAGAGAGGCUACUAUUUUAUGGGGAACAAAGUCGUCUAUAAAAAAGGCUAAAAAGAUACAAGCUCUUAGACAAGAAGGUGAUCCUGACUCUAAAAAGGAGUUGGAUGUGAAAAUGAAAACUGUUGUUGUUAACAAGCAAGCUCUUGAAAGUACUGAGGCGCAUGUUUCCCGGAAUAUUCCCCCACAUGAUGUUUCUGCCACAACACCUGAGCGGGCAUAUCCUUUGGAACAGAUUAUACCUAAUGUAGAGUGGGAUUACCUUCAAGAUAUUUACAAUCUUCUGCAACAGGAUGGAGCAGACUUCGAAGGUUACCCAACAUUUAUCCGCAACAGGGUAGACAGAUUAAAGAAGAUUCAGGAUGAGUCAGAAAAGAGGAAGGUCUGUUGCAUACUUUCAUAUAUCAAUCAUCUCAUGAAGUUUAAAGAACAGCACACUGCUGAUCGUUCAUCUGCAAGGGCCCACAAAAUCCCAAGCAUUUUGCAUCACAAGUUUUCAGCAAUGUUUGCUGUCCCUGAAUCAAAGUGGCUGCCUACAGAGAAGAUUAAUCUUCUCACCAGUUAUAUCUUGGUGCUCACUCUAUUCUCCGAUCGGUUCCGAACAAGCUGCACAGAUAUUGCAAAGGACCUGAAGAUGACCUUCCUGCGUGUUAGACAACAAUAUGAGAGCCUGGGUUGCAAGAUGAUGCGUGAGGGUAAAGUAUAUUAUGCCACACUUCCGGUCCCUCUGCAAUUUCCUGAGUUGAGGCAGAAGUUUAAGCGAAAAAGAACUUAGGCAGAUCGAUUCUUAGGUCCUUGUUAUUGUCAUCUUUUUGUUCGUCAUGGUGCGUUGGUUUUGCCAGUUUUUGUCACCCAACUCUGCUGAGGAUUCUAGUGGCGUUCUUGGUUGAAAUGUUAUUGUAUGGAUUAUAUGACUUUUUUCCAAAAGCAAAUUAAUUGUGACAGAGAUAUUAUUUUUAAUGGAA
Messenger RNA from Neltuma alba, 1719 nucleotides. Its product is annotated as DNA-directed RNA polymerase I subunit rpa49. Gene Ontology annotation, molecular function: DNA binding. NCBI's taxonomy places the organism in Eukaryota, Viridiplantae, Streptophyta, Magnoliopsida, Fabales, Fabaceae. Bases 219 to 1529 code for a protein of 436 amino acids. The transcript has 4 exons. The record is from RefSeq and is a predicted model, not a curated record. Gene Ontology annotation, biological process: DNA-templated transcription.